Molecule: messenger RNA, 916 nt
Organism: Lipotes vexillifer (Yangtze River dolphin)
Lineage: Eukaryota; Metazoa; Chordata; Mammalia; Artiodactyla; Lipotidae
Gene: RAB35
Product: RAB35, member RAS oncogene family
Exons: 5
Coding region: 97-555 (152 amino acids)
Biological process (GO): Rab protein signal transduction
Molecular function (GO): GTP binding; GTPase activity
Source: RefSeq, a predicted model, not a curated record
AAGUGGAUCCGCCGCUGCCGGAGCACCCCGGAGGGAGCUGCGGAUCGCGAGGCCAGCACCGACCCCGCCCGCUAGCGCUCGCCUCCCCCGCCCGCCAUGGCCCGGGACUACGACCACCUCUUCAAGCUGCUCAUUAUCGGCGACAGCGGUGUCGGCAAGAGCAGUUUACUGUUACGUUUUGCAGACAACACUUUCUCAGGCAGUUACAUCACCACGAUCGGAGUGGAUUUUAAGAUUCGGACUGUGGAGAUCAACGGGGAGAAAGUGAAGCUGCAGAUCUGGGACACGGCCGGGCAGGAGCGCUUCCGCACCAUCACCUCCACAUAUUAUCGGGGGACCCACGGGGUCAUCGUGGUCUAUGACGUCACCAGCGCUGAAUCUUUUGUCAACGUCAAGCGGUGGCUUCAUGAAAUCAACCAGAACUGUGAUGACGUGUGCCGGAUACUAGAUGUUCAACUGCAUCACAGAGCUGGUCCUCCGAGCAAAGAAAGACAACUUAGCGAAACAGCAGCAGCAACAACAGAACGAUGUGGUGAAGCUCACGAAGAACAGUAAACGAAAGAAACGCUGCUGCUAAUGCCCCCAGCCCACUGCAGAGACUGCACUGCGGCCACUCCCCCUGCCCCAGGCCAGGGGGCUCCUCUCCUCGGGGGACACUCUUUUGUGCCGUUAUUUAAAGAAUUCUCUCCACGUUUUUGUACCGGGAGGCGCCAUCAGCACUUCCUCCCCUCCCCCCUCGAGUGCCAAGAAGGUGUUGGACAGCCUGCCCUUCCCUUCUGGCGCCCCUGCCCCCCCGGCCAAGGCGCCUGGGCCCGGCGAGGACGCUGCCAGCCAAGCGGACUGAUUAACCGGAGUUUGUACAUAAUGUAUAUUGCUUUAACCAGCGCAUCACCCUUGUCCUGCUCUGGCUCUUGCC